CCCCCCCUCCCCCUUUCCUUAGGUACUACCACCACCACCACCACCACCCGUCCCUCUCCCCCCCCGCACGCCCGCGGCCCGGCACGGAAAUCAGGCAACCUACGCCGCUUUCCCUUUCGGGAAACUCCUCCCCUUCCUUCCCGCGCCCGCAGUUCGGCGGCGGCGGCGGCCUCCCGUUCCCCCCUCUACCCGCGGUGACCCGACCGGGGCCGUGGCCCCACCUCCCCGGGCGGGGUUUCUGGCGGCGGCCGACGCGAGCCCCAGGCUGUGUCGGCGUGGCUCCGGCCAACUGAAUCGGCCGACGCGAGUUCAAGGGGGCCAGGACGGAUGCUGCGGUGGGCCGUGAUCUCACCCCAAGCGCGUGGCUAGGUUUCGGGCGGCGGGGGAUGGAAGGCGCGAGGGCGGCCGAGUUGGCCGGGGACGUGCAGAUUAAGGGCGGCCAGGCCGCGCAGCCGCUGCCGCAGGACCAGCAGCAGCAGCUGCCCACGGGCAGCGAGGCGGUCGAGAUGCCCGCCACGCCGCUGCCGCACGCCCGCGAAAUCGAAUGGUCCGAGCACUUCUCCUUCUUCAACUCCAUGGCCACCGCCACCGGCACGGGGGAGCCGGCCAGCGUCGGCAUGUCGCGCUCCGAGUCGUCCAGGCCCGACAGCGUCACCCAGCAGCAGCAGCAGCAGCAGCAGCGCUGCCUGGAGGACGAGAGGGUGGAGGAGCUCACCGUCAGGAACUGCAUCAGCUCCGAGGCUCAGCAGCCUGCUGCCUCUGCCGGCGGGAGCACUAGCAGCAGUGGGGAGAGGCCUGCCGUUAUGCGGGGCCUGUGGGGCAACUUCACGCGGAUGGCGUGGAGGACCGCCGAUGCCGCUAGCAGGGAAGCCUUGGCGGUGAGCCGCGGCGACAUUGCAAACAUGAGGAAUGGUGAUUUGGUUGGCAGGGAGAAUUUGGCGGUCAGCCUUGGCAACGGCAUGGGGUCUCAGAACAUUGAUGCUUCUGCCAAGGAAAUGCCAUUUGGCCGCGGCGAAAAUGGUAAUGCGGAAUUCAAUAUGUCAUUUGGUAAUCAGCAGCAGCAGCACAUCUUGUCUUCACGGCCGAAUCAGAGCGAGCAACAUAUCUUGUCUUCACGGCCGAAUCAGAGCGAGCAACACAUCUUGUCUCCACGGCCGAAUCAGAGCGAGCAACACAUCUUGUCUUCACGGCCGAAUCAGAGUGAGCAACAUAUCCUGCCUUCACGGCAGAAUCAGAGUGAGCAGCAUGUCAUGUCUUCAUGGCUGAAUCAAAGUGAGCUGCAUAUCCCGUCUUCACGGCCGAAUCAGAGUGAGCAACAUAUCCUGCCUUCACGGCAGAAUCAAAGUGAGCAGCAUGUCAUGUCUUCAUGGCCGAACCAAAGUGAGCUGCAUAUCCCAUCUUCACGGCCGAACCACAACGGGCAGCAUGUCCUGUCUUCACGGCCGGACCAAAGUGAGAAGCAUGUCCUGUCUUCACGGCCGGACCAAAGUGAGAAGCAUGUCCUGUCUUCACGGCCGAAUCAGAACGAGCAGCAUGUCUUGUCUUCACGGCCAAACCAAAGCGAGCAGCAUGUCCUGUCUUCACGGCCGAAUCAGAGCGAGCAGCAUGUCCUGUCUUCACGGCCGAAUCAGAGCGAGCAGCAUAUCCUGUCUUCACGUCCGAAUCAAAGCGAGCAGCAUAUCCUGUCUUCACGGCCGAAUCAAAGCGAGCAGCAUAUCCUGUCUUCACGGCCGAAUCAAAAUGAGCAGCGGUCUGAAAGGGAGAAUGGUCCCAAAGUGAGUAGCUUCUCAAAUAGAAUUAUCGACCAGAUGAGGAGUAAGACUUUGCCACCUUUGUCUGGGGUUCAGGGUUCCCCCUUUAAGCCCGUAUUGAAGGGUAAAAGGGUUACCUACCAAGGUUCACACGAGGAGAUCCAAGUUCAAGCUAAUGCAAGACCUAGAACCCCUAUGGAUAAGAUCCCUAAGAUUCCUAGCUCAACGCACGAUUCUGUGGCCAGAUUGGAUGGUACACUUUUCAGCAGUGGUGGAAAUGUUUCUGAAUCUCAGUAUGAGGGAACGAGCCUGAGGGAACUAAUUAAGCCCGCAUGCCAAGCGAUGAGCAAGUUUGAGAAAAUGCAUUUGUUUAAGCAGAUCCUUGAGCAUGUAGACAAAUCCCAUGCACAGGGUGUAACCUUACAGCAUUUGCGCCCGUCGUAUUUUAUAAUAUCAUCCCCAAACCAAGUAAGAUAUACUGGUUCUUACACUAAACAAGAUUUAUCAACCCCAGCCAAACCGGAUAUGGCCGCAGAUGAUGUUUUUAACAGAAAACGAUGCUUCGAUCAGAAAACUUUGCACCAAGAGUGUAAUGGCAAUGGACAUUCAAUCCUGAAGUAUCGGAAGGUUGGUGAACAAGGUUCUGUUGCCGUCAGGCGACCGAUACAUCCCUUCUGGACUGAUCACAAAGUGGGCAACCAAAGUGACGGUGCUGAUCUAGGUGCUUUAGGACAGAAGUUUGGCGAACCUUAUUAUGGCGGCAAUGCAUCUUAUGGCCAACGUUUACCUAGUUAUGGCAACCAAGAAUCAGUACUUGAAUUGAGGAUGCUAGAAGAUAGCUGGUACAGAAGCCCGGAAGAGCUCAAUCAAUUGAAAGGCACAUUCCCCGCCAACAUCUACAGCCUUGGGGUUCUUUUAUUUGAGCUCUUUUCCUGUUGUGAAACAUGGGAGCUGCAUUGUGCUGCAAUGUCAGAUCUUCGCCACCGGAUCCUGCCUCCAAGUUUUCUUUCAGAAAGUCCCAAGGAGGCUGGCUUCUGUCUUUGGCUAUUGCAUCCGGAUCCUUUUUCUCGACCAAAAGCAAGAGACAUUCUAGGAUGUGACUUGAUAAAUGAGGGUCGGGAUUUGUCGCUGUUAGAUAAGGCACCGGCUGCUAUCAGUGAGGAGGACACAGAGUCUGGUUUGUUACUGAAUUUUCUGUCUCAACUGAAAGAAGAAAAGGAGACGCAGGCUGCCAAGUUAUCAGCAGAUCUUUCGAGCUUGCAGACUGAUAUUGUAGAGGCUGAGAGAAGACACUCGCUGAGGAUGGGUUUCAGUUUAGAGGACAUGGAUGUACCAGCAAGUUCUAAUGAUGUGCCAGGUACUUCAUCGAAUGCCCUGAGAGGGGCAUCGUUGUCAGGUUUGCUACCACCAUCAGGCAGGUCAGACAUAUAUGAGGAGAGGGUGAUGAAGAAUUUGCAGCAGCUUGAAAAUGCAUAUUACUCCACGAGGUCCACCAUUGACACAUCCGAGACUAAUGUAAUUAAGCGUUCCGAUAAUGAUGCUUUGAGGGUUCGUGAAAACUUUAACCACAGUGACGACGAUGCUAUGGCUGUGCCAACAGACCGCCUUGGAUGCUUUUUUGAUGGCCUAUGCAAAUAUGCCCGGCAUAGUAGGUUUGAAGUACGAGGGAUUUUGAAGAAUGCUGAUAUACUUAACUCUCCAAAUGUGAUCUGUUCGUUGAGCUUUGACCGCGACGAGGAAUAUUUUGCUGCUGCUGGGGUUUCAAAGAAAAUCAAAAUAUUCGAAUUCGAUGCUCUUUUAAAUGAUCGUGUUGAUAUUCAUUAUCCUAUAGUAGAGAUGCCUAGCAAGUCCAAGCUUAGUUGUGUCUGUUGGAACAACUAUAUAAAGAACUACUUGGCAUCAACAGACUAUGAUGGCACUGUUCAGCUAUGGGAUGCAAGCACUGGCCAAGGUUUCACACAGUUUACAGAACAUCGGAAAAGAGCUUGGUCUGUGAGUUUCUCAGAGGUGGAUCCAACUAAAUUGGCAAGUGGGAGUGAUGAUUGUUGUGUGAAAGUUUGGAAUAUUAACCAGAAAAAUUCCAUUGAUACAAUCAGAAAUGUGGCCAACGUAUGCUGUGUACAGUUCUCGCCAUACUCCUCUCGUAUGUUAGCCUUUGGCUCAGCUGAUUACAAGACAUACUGUUAUGAUCUGAGGCAUACAAGGAUCCCCUGGUGCACCAUUUCUGGACAUGGGAAAGCUGUCAGCUAUGUAAGAUUCUUGGAUGCAGAAACACUUAUAUCUGCAUCAACGGACAACACCUUGAAGAUAUGGGAUCUCAACCGGACUAAUCCUAAUGGAUUGUCUACUAAUGCUUGCAGUCUGACACUGAGUGGUCAUACCAAUGAGAAGAAUUUUGUAGGCUUAUCUGUUCACGAUGGAUACAUAACAUGUGGUUCUGAAAAUAACGAAGUAUAUUCUUACUAUAAAAGCUUUCCCAUGCCAAUAACUUCUCACAAGUUUGGUUCAAUUGACCCAAUAACCGGACAAGAGACGAACGAUGAUAAUCAGCAGUUUGUGUCGAGCGUUUGCUGGAGAGGAAGGUCGAAUAUGGUGGUGGCUGCCAACUCUAGUGGAAGCAUCAAAGUCCUUGAGCUUGUUUGAAUGAUCUGUUGAGCAAGUUACAGGAUGAGAUAUCUGAAUGGCCGUGGUUGCCAUGUUUCUUCGGUGACCAUAUGUUUCCUCGAGCAUUCUGCCUUGCCAACGAACAAUCAAGCGUCAACACAUAUCAAUCCUGGCCAACGAAGUGGUGGAAACACUCUUGUGCAGUUGAAGCAACCUAGUGCAGUUGAAGCAACCUACAACUCCGACCGUUGAUGUUCGGUUGAAACUCCCAGUGAGGUGUGCAACUGGAGGGAGUGAAAUGCCUUUGCUACUCUGAAAGGUAUACUUUGUAAGAUGCUUUGACAUAGUACGAGUCAACAUCUCAACGAGGGCCUAGGGCUUAGGUUUCUGUACAAAUUUAGGGGCUUCAAGAGCCGUGUAUCUACUUUUGAGCUAGAGCCUUACAUGCCAUGUUUACCCGAUCCGUCCGCAUCUCACGGGAAUUGGCGCAGUUUUGAUGUGCAACGACUAACAGUCUAGUAUGAUGGUCACAGAGCAAAACUGCGGAAGGUGACAUUGUUGUUUGAAGGGGUUAAUCAUGCAUCCUGAUGUGUGAGUGAUGCAAAGAGUGUAUGUCUAUGCCUAUUUUUUUUGUAGUCCCCUCAUUUGAAUAGAGCAAUAUAUAUGAUUUACUGUA
This is a messenger RNA of Hordeum vulgare subsp. vulgare (domesticated barley), 5031 nucleotides long. RefSeq names its product protein SUPPRESSOR OF PHYA-105 1-like. Bases 387 to 4394 code for a protein of 1335 amino acids. Gene Ontology annotation, biological process: photomorphogenesis. Gene Ontology annotation, molecular function: protein binding. The transcript has 8 exons. NCBI's taxonomy places the organism in Eukaryota, Viridiplantae, Streptophyta, Magnoliopsida, Poales, Poaceae. The record is from RefSeq and is a predicted model, not a curated record.